Molecule: messenger RNA, 4882 nt
Organism: Austrofundulus limnaeus
Lineage: Eukaryota; Metazoa; Chordata; Actinopteri; Cyprinodontiformes; Rivulidae
Gene: ctnnd2a
Product: catenin (cadherin-associated protein), delta 2a
Biological process (GO): cell-cell adhesion; dendritic spine morphogenesis
Cellular component (GO): postsynaptic density; nucleus; cytoplasm
Molecular function (GO): protein binding
Source: RefSeq, a predicted model, not a curated record
GAGCUUCAGUUUGAACGUCUGACUCGAGAACUUGAGGCUGAGCGUCAGAUUGUUGCCACCCAGCUGGAGAGAUGCAAGCUGGGAUCAGAUGCAGGCAGCAUGAGCAGCAUCAGUUCAACUGAUGAGCAAUUCCGCUGGAACGCUCAAGCAGAUGGACAAAAGGAUAUUGAGGAUGAGUUAACCACAGGUUUAGAGUUGGUCGAUUCCUGCAUUCGGUCUCUUCAGCAAUCAGGGAUUCUUGACAGCGGAGAACGACCGGCUCUCCUUUCCCAGAGUUCUUUGCAGCUCAACUCCACCCCGGAGGCUUCGCUCCAGUACUCUGCCAGCUACCAUAGCAACCAGACCCUCGCCCUCAGCGACAGCAUCUCUGCAGCAGCUCCUCAGCGCGGCGGGCAGGUCGGAGGCGCCGUGCACAGCUACAACCAGGUGACRUCCAGUCGUGCAGCCCAGCAACAACAAUCACAAACUGGGGCAGGAUCAGGAAUCUACUACUCCAGCUCGACUUUACCCACCCAGCGUGUCAGUUCCCCUCUGUCCGGAGGAGGCGGUUCCCCCAGUAAACACCAACGCCUGGGAUCAGCCUCCGAUGCACCGGGGCACUCUACCGGUCAACGCCUCCCUUCCUCUUCCUCCUCCUCUUCCUCUCCCAGCAAACAGUCAUCUGCUAAUCGACUGGCCAAGUCAUACAGUACUACAGUCGCUGUGACAACAGCAGGAGGGGGGUCCCCCCUGAGGGUGGCGUCUCCGUCCAACUCCACAGGUACAGGAGGAGGGACCGGCUUAUCAUCGUCCCCCCUUCACCAGAUGAGUUCGGGCAUAGGAAGCUAUGCCACUCUGUCUCCCAAACGCCUGGCAGCUCACCACGCCUCGGACCAGUACAAGAUCUCACACGAGCUCUACGCUACGGCCACGCUGCAGCGGCCCGGCAGUUUGGCAGGCUCUCGUGGUUCCUACAGCAGUCAGCACAGUCAAGAGGCCCUUCGACCCUUGGGGUCCCCAGAGCACAAUAUAGAUCCUAUCUAUGAAGAACGUGUCUACCACAACAAGGGUCCCAUGAGGAGCCUUAGUCAGAGCCAGGGACCAGAAACCGGUCCCUACCGCAACAACACAGACCUGAUCUUGCGUGUCCAUAACCAGGUCCAUGACCUAAGUUAUGUCCUUUGUCCCUACUUCCCUGUCCUAGCACCUUCCUCCCCCGGUGUCGACUCCACCUCUUUGCAGCGCACAGGAAGUCACGGCACAGGAACGGGAGGCUACGGCCGUGGCGGAACCAAUAACUACGCCACAGUGGGACCCGGGUACACUUCAAGCGGAGACGUAUACGGGUCCGAUCCUUAUGUGGCGGACCCGUACCGCACCCUGCAGUACUGCCCCUCGGUGGUGGAAUCUCCCUACAGCAAGUCUGGACCAGCCCUGCCUCCUGAAGGGACCCUGCAGCGUUCACCUUCCAUUGACUCGAUUCAAAAGGACCCAAGAGAGUUUGGGUGGAGAGAUCCGGAGCUGCCAGAGGUGAUCCAGAUGUUGCAGCACCAGUUCCCCUCGGUGCAGUCCAAUGCUGCAGCCUACCUGCAGCACCUCUGCUUUGGAGACAACAAAAUCAAAGCUGAGAUCCGUAGACAGGGAGGCAUCCAGCUGCUGGUCGAUCUGCUGGACCACAGGAUGAGCGAGGUCCACCGCAGYGCCUGCGGGGCCUUGAGAAAUCUGGUUUACGGCAAGGCCAACGAUGAAAACAAAGUGACCCUGAAGAACUGCGGGGGGAUUCCUGCCUUGGUCCGUCUGCUGAGGAAGACGGGGGACGUGGAGAUCAAAGAGCUGGUCACAGGUGUGCUCUGGAACCUGUCGUCAUGCGAUGCACUGAAGAUGCCAAUCAUCCAGGACGCCCUGGCAGUUCUCACCAACAGCGUCAUCAUCCCCCACUCCAACUGGGACUCAUCUCCCAGYCACCAUGAUGACCGCAAGCUCCACCUUCAUACCUCCCAGGUGCUGCGCAACGCUACGGGCUGUCUCAGGAAUGUAAGCUCAGCAGGUGAAGAGGCGAGACGAAGGAUGCGGGAGUGUGAUGGCCUUACGGAUGCUCUGCUCUACGUCAUCCAGACUUCUCUGGGUAGCACUGAGAUCGACAGCAAGACGGUAGAGAACUGUGUUUGUAUUCUGAGGAACCUGUCGUACAGACUGGCUGCUGAGACAUCCCACGGCCAGCAGGGUGGUUUGGAGGAGCUGGACGGGCUGCUUUGUGAUGCCAACGGUUGCGAGGGCGAGAGCUCCGGMUGCUGGGGGAAGAAGAAAAAGAAAAAGAAGGGCGCCGACCAGUGGGAUGGAGUGAGCCCCUUUCCCGACACAGCAGAGCCUCCCAAAGGGGUUCAGAUGUUGUGGCACCCCACCAUCGUCAAGCCCUACCUCACUCUGCUUUCUGAAUGCUCGAACCCUGACACCCUUGAAGGUGCAGCYGGGGCUCUACAGAACCUGGCUGCAGGCAGCUGGAAGUGGUCGGUGUACAUCCGGGCAGCUGUCCGCAAAGAGAAAGGCCUUCCAAUCCUGGUGGAGUUACUGAGGAUAGACAACGACAAAGUGGUGUGUGCUGUCGCCACCGCUCUCAGAAACAUGGCGCUGGACAUCAGAAACAAGGAACUUAUUGGUAAAUAUGCCAUGAGAGAUUUGAUCCACCGGUUACCAGGCAGCAGUAGCAGCAGCAACAACAACACCACCAGCAUCGGGACCUCUGGUACCACAGGAACUCCCAGCAAGGCCAUGUCCGACGACACAGUAACUGCCAUCUGCUGCGCGCUGCACGAAGUCAUCACCAAGAACAUGGAGAACGCAAAAGCUCUACGUGACGCCGGCGGCAUCGAAAAACUCAUUGGCAUCGCUCGCAGCAAAGGAGACAAACACUCUGCAAAAGGACGGUUACUCCCAGCAUCACUUUGUGGGUUCUGCUUCAACAAUAGAGCGAGACAGGCAGAGGCCCUACUCCUCAUCCCGAACUCCCUCCGUCUCUCCUGUCAGGACAUCCCCAAAUAACCGCUCCGGUCCAGUGUCGUGUGGGUCUUCAACAUUGUUCCGAAACUCUUACCUGACUGCCAGUGAUGACAUCAAGCAAAACCAGACUCCAGCCCAGCCUUGUGUCGUGCCCCCUCAGCCCCAGCAGGACAGCCCGUCGGCAGCAGUGCUAAAUGACUACGACCCCUACCCCCCUCCUCCUUCCUUCCCCCAGCCUCAGCCGCCGCAGCUGCCGCCUCACAGCCAGAGCCGGAGCUUCGACGAGGCCUUCUACGAGGACCAGGGACCGCCGCCCCCACCGUCCCAGCCACAGCCGCCACUGCAGGCGCAGGCCCAGCCCCAGGCCCAGCCCCAGCCCCAGCAGCCUCCGGGCUCCGCCGGACCACCCCGGGACCCGCGGGAGGAUCUGAGAAUGCACCUGGGCCUUAAGUCCACCGGCAACUACGUAGACUUCUACUCGGCCUCUCGGCCRUACAGCGAACUGAACUACGAGACCAGCCACUACCCGGCAUCACCCGACUCCUGGGUCUAACUGGACUGACACAUCUGACGAUGGGUGGGAGGGGGUCUGUGUGUGCUUGUGUGAACGGGAUUAUUUUUUUUGCAGGAGACUAUAGGAGCUGAUUAACUUGAGGUUGAUGUGAGCUGCAUUUUGCAAAAGGACCUUGUUGCCCAGAGCAGAUUUUUUCUUCUUCUUUUUUUUCAAAAAAAAAAUUUGGAACAAAGCUGGAAAGUGAAAUCAAAGCGACAAAGAGAAGACUGUGCAUGUGCAUGCAAACAUUUUGUUGUUUUACAACCACUUUAUUUGUUUGAAGUUAGCUCCAUUUCAUCCCUAAGUGGAGGUGAUGGGAGUCGAUGCGAAGACGUGCGCUUGACGAGCUGUGCAGGGAGCGGGGGAGGGAAAAGCAGAAGAGCACAUGCUUCAAGUGGAAGAGGGAGUAUGAAGAGGGGGAAAAACUGAUGAGGUAAAGCAGUUCCUCAGUAGGAGGAGUGAGGAAGUGGUUCGUCCUUAAGCUGCAGAAAGAAAAAGGAUAGAGAGAUUAAAAAAACAGAUGGCAURAAGGUUCCAGAGGAGGUGAGGAAAAAGAAAAGCACAGAAAAAGAUAAAAGCACACCAACCUCAAGGCAAGAAGCGGAUGUUUACCAUUUCACCAAAGUGACAAACGUAGCACUGCUUUUAUUUAUUAUUUUAAUUUCUUUUUUUAUUUUUUUUUUCUUUAUUUUUUUACCUUGUUGCCUGUAGAAGCUCAGAAGUUUGUUUUAAAGGAAUGUCAUCUUCAAGAGACUUUUAACCGCCAUUAUUUUACUUUUCUAUACUUACACGGUCAGAACCUUUUUUUAAAUUUUCUGUGUACAGUGAAAAUAUAUGUGUAUAUUACACUUUUUUUUUUUUUUGAUGAGCUGCUCUUAAUUUAAUGAUUUUUAUGCCCAUGACUGACUAACCGGAACAACAAACGAGUCCAAAACAACAGAAGCACGUAAAAAGAAAAAUGCUGGAUGUCAGCAGACAGUGAUUCACUUAUCUUUCCCCCCCAUUUCCCAGCCAGAGAGGAAGUCCUGUAAUAUUUGGGAUUUUCUCUUWCUAUCAAGUAAAAAAAUAAAUAAAAAUUAAGUGGACAUAAUCAGACGUUGAGAGCAGCUUAAGGCGGAGCAGCUUUGUUCCCCGAUCUCAAUCCAGAAAAGUGCUUUUUUUGUUCUCACUGCCAAAACAAUAUACAGAUGUAUGUUUUAAAGCACACUGUCUUCAGAAAAAGGGUUUGGGAGAUUUAACAGUGUUCAAUUUCAGUGGGAUGUCAUCGUUACUUUCGCAUCAAAGCCGGUCCAAAAAAAAAAAAGCUAAAUCCGUACAGAACAUGGCAGUGUACGAGGAGAAAAAAAACAAAAA